AUGGACUUUUGGGAUCCGUUGGUGGUCAACGGGCUUGCGGAACAUCGCCCUGUGAUUCUGAUGGACUAUUCGGGCGUCGGUUUCAGCACUGGAAGGGUGGCCUCGACGGUUGCAGAUUCCGCGGAUGAUGUUUUGCAAUUUUUGAGCCUCCUUGGUGAGAAAGAAGUUGAUCUCCUCGGCUUCAGCAUCGGCGGCUACAUUGCUCCCAUGGUUGCUCUGAAUGCCCCUGAGGAUAUCACCGUGAGGAAGCUUGUUAUUGCCGGAACAGGCCCGAGUGGCGGCCCUGAUACCGUCAUCAAUUCUCCAUCUCAUCAAGACCAGGUCAACACUUUGGCCGGUGGUCGCGAUCUAACGCGGGACGACUUUGCAACUUUGUUCUUCCCUCACGACCUACGCGGCGGAGCAGCCCUGAACUCGUGGUUCGACCGAAUUUACGAGAGAAAUGUGUCAACGAGCGGCGAACAACGAUCCAACUGGCUUAGUUUCAACUUCACGGACGGCGGAAAGGGAGUAGAAGCCCAAACGAAUCUGGCCUCAUCGUGGCUUCUUGUGAAUGAGACGAGAGGUCACAACGGGUCGUAUGAUAGACUCCCUGGACUGAAGACGCCAGUUCUCAUCACCAACGGAAAUAACGACUUCAUGAUCCCCACUCCCAACAGCUUUACUCUUCAGCAAAGAUUGCCAAAUGCGCAGUUGAUCCUUUAUCCAGACAGCGGCCAUGGCCAUCUUUACCAAUAUGCGAACCUGUUUGCCCGCCACGUGCUCGACUUUUUGCAAUCCUACUAG
Molecule: messenger RNA, 786 nt
Organism: Trichoderma breve
Lineage: Eukaryota; Fungi; Ascomycota; Sordariomycetes; Hypocreales; Hypocreaceae
Product: alpha/beta hydrolase fold domain-containing protein
Exons: 2
Coding region: 1-786 (261 amino acids)
Source: RefSeq, a predicted model, not a curated record